GAGGCAGUCUCGGCCCUCCCCGUCGCCAGGUCUAUAAAGUGCGGAGCGCUCCCACGGGCGGCCAAUGCGCGGCGAGCAGCGCCCGGCUCCCGCUGCGAACGGUGCGUGUCCGUCUGUCCGUCCGUCCAUCAGUGUGUUGCCUGCAGGCGUGAGGGACGUCAAGGCGGCCAUGAGGCUCCCGCUGGCUUUCACCGUGCUGCUGCUGGCCUCGGCACAGGCACUGGCCGACGAGAUGGCUGCUCCCGAUGACCUCAGCUACUGGGCAGACUGGGCCGACGGCGAGCAGAAGGAGGAGCUGCCACUGCCCCUGGAGCACUUUCUGCAGAGGAUGGCAAGGAGACCCCGGCCCCAGCAGUUCUUUGGCCUCAUGGGCAAGCGGGAUGCGGGAUAUGGCCAGAUCUCUCACAAAAGGCAUAAAACAGACUCCUUUGUUGGACUUAUGGGCAAAAGAUCUUUAAAUUCCGGAUCCUCUGAAAGGAGCAUAGCACAGAAUUACGAGCGAAGGCGUAAAUGAGACACUCCUGUGCGUUAUUUAUUAAACUUCGUUUGUUCCAAUGGCCGAUGCAGUGUAACAUAAACUAACCACCGUAUGGAAUAAUUAUUUAUUUAAUGAUAAUAAAUGGUUUUGUGUUGGGUUUUUUUUUUUUUUGAAGUUUUUUGGUUUUUUUUUUUUUUUUUUUGAGUUAGGCAUUCAAUGAGAUGAUUAUUUUUCAUAUAGUGGCAGCGAUCCGUGUUGCGUAGGAGCGUUGGGUGCUGGAAGGACAGCUCCUUCAGGGCCAACGACCUCGGUGACGUCUCACAACAAAGCACAUCGUUCAAUAUGACCUGUAGAGUUAUGUUCACCAAACAGAGAAAAGGUUCUUUUUGUUCAUCCGAAGUGAGUCUGUAUCAGCUUCACAACCAUGCAGAACAGAGCUGAUGUACAGUCUAGUGCCUCGAUUUGUUUUCAUGGUUUAUAAUGUACUGUAAUUUCUGUAUCAAAAUAUAUUUGUAUCAUUGCAGCAUGUUUUACGUUUUCUGACUACACAUCUAUAUAUUUUAAAAAGGUGGGAGGGGUAAGGUUUGAAUGUGAAUCCGAGGUCUUCAUUUCGUAGCUUGGAAUUUUAUGAUAGUAACAUUUUAAAUAAAAUCUACUCUGGGGAUUUUGCAACAUA
Molecule: messenger RNA, 1154 nt
Organism: Gallus gallus (chicken)
Lineage: Eukaryota; Metazoa; Chordata; Aves; Galliformes; Phasianidae
Gene: TAC1
Product: tachykinin precursor 1
Exons: 6
Coding region: 65-514 (149 amino acids)
Biological process (GO): tachykinin receptor signaling pathway
Source: RefSeq, a predicted model, not a curated record